Thermothielavioides terrestris NRRL 8126 is the source of this 2324-nucleotide messenger RNA. Its product is annotated as S-adenosylmethionine-dependent methyltransferase superfamily domain-containing protein. Gene Ontology annotation, biological process: maturation of LSU-rRNA; rRNA base methylation. NCBI's taxonomy places the organism in Eukaryota, Fungi, Ascomycota, Sordariomycetes, Sordariales, Chaetomiaceae. Gene Ontology annotation, molecular function: RNA binding; rRNA (cytosine-C5-)-methyltransferase activity. The transcript is spliced from 11 exons. Bases 91 to 2229 code for a protein of 712 amino acids. The record is from RefSeq and is a predicted model, not a curated record. Gene Ontology annotation, cellular component: nucleolus.
GUUCUGCGGGCGGAUUGCUGCUUCACAAGCGCUAUCCCGCUGCAAACGCCUCGAACACAAGCCGGGAAACCACGUUACAAACUCGCCAAAAUGGGUGUGGGACGGCGCAUGAAGAAACAGGGGCCGCCGGAGCCUCUGUCCGAAGAACAUUUUGCCAACCUCAAGCGGAAAAAGGGUCUACCCGUCGACGAUGUUCCCGCCGAGGCGCCCUCGAGCAAGAAGCGUCGCACAACUGCGAAACCCGAAAAGCCGUCCAAGAGCAACCGCGAGGAAAAGGCCACAAAGGAUGACGCCGCAUCGAAGCUGGCAGGGAAACAGACAAACGGCGCGAAGACGGCCCCGGGAGGAUCAGCAAAUGAUCAGAAAGCUGGCAAGGUGAAGCCCAAGAAGGCUCAGCAGCCGGAACCCGAGUCGGACGAGGAAAUGGACGAUGAGUUUGGCGCCUCCGAUCUUGAGGAUGCCAGCAGCUCCGGGUUGGACGGGGACGACUUCCUUGGCUCAGAUGACUCCGUCUAUGACUCUGAACAGGAGGGCGGCAAGAAGAAGAAGUUCGUCUUCUCUGACGACGAGGACGACGACGAGGACCGUGAGGAGAAGUUGACGGCCGCCAACAUCGUGGGUCUGUCAAAGAAGCUGGACGAGAGGUUAGCGAGGGAGGCAGAGGAGAACGAAGAGGAGCUGCGCCGAGAAGCGCUGCAGACCAACAUCGACGGCGACAAGCCGAAUAUUCUUGGCGACGAGGGCGAGGAGGACGAGCUGUCAUCGAAGACCAAGGGUCUCCUUGCACCCGAUCUCCAGAUGCUGAGGACCAGGAUAACGGAGACGGUCCGGGUGCUGGAAAAUUUCGCGAGCCUCGCCGAGGAAGGACGGAGCAGGGCCGAGUAUACCAACCAACUGCUGAAGGACAUCUGUGCUUAUUAUGGCUAUAACGAGUUCUUGGCGGAGAAGCUCAUGAACCUCUUUCCGCCUCGUGAGGCAUUUGCCUUCUUUGAAGCUAACGAGAGCGCUCGUCCGGUCGUUAUCCGCACCAACACUCUUCGGACACACCGCCGCGAUCUUGCGCAAGCGCUGAUCAACCGCGGCGUCACGCUGGAGCCAGUUGGCAAGUGGUCCAAAGUCGGUCUGCAAGUGUUCGAGUCGAAUGUACCGUUGGGUGCCACUCCCGAGUAUCUGGCUGGUCAUUACAUUCUGCAAGCAGCUUCCUCGUUCUUGCCCGUCAUGGCUUUGUGCCCCCAGGAGAAUGAGCGUGUUCUCGAUAUGGCAGCAGCUCCCGGAGGCAAGACAACGCACAUGGCCGCGCUGAUGAAGAAUACCGGUGUCAUUUUCGCGAACGAUCCCAACAAAGCUCGUGCCAAGGGUUUGAUUGGCAACAUCCACCGUCUCGGUGUGAGGAACGCCAUUGUUUGCAACUAUGAUGCUCGUGAAUUCCCCAAGGUGAUUGGAGGAUUCGACAGGGUGCUCUUGGAUGCCCCGUGCUCUGGAACUGGUGUUAUUGCCAAGGAUCCCUCAGUGAAGACCAACAGGGACGAGAAGGAUUUCCUACGAUUGCCGCACACACAAAAGCAACUGCUCUUGGCAGCCAUUGACUCUGUCAACCACGCGAGCAAGACGGGUGGUUACAUCGUCUACUCGACAUGUUCCGUUGCAGUGGAGGAGAACGAGCAAGUUGUUGCCUAUGCACUCAGCCGUCGUCCCAAUGUCAAGCUCGUUGAGACUGGUCUGCCCUUCGGCAAGGAAGGCUUCACCAGUUACAUGGGCAAGACUUUCCACCCCAGUCUCAAACUGACGCGCAGAUACUACCCGCACCUGUACAACAUCGACGGUUUCUUCGUCGCCAAGUUCCAGAAGAUUGGUCCCACACCGGCCAACGCGGUUCUGGCGAAUGGCAAGAAGGACAAGAGCGCUUCCAGCGCUACGACCGCUGGCGAUGAGAAUGAAGAGGAGGUGAUCGACAAGACGCCCAUCGCCGCCGAGGGGGAGGAGAAGGACAAGGAUGACUUUGGCGGGUUUGAUGAUGAGGCAGAUGAGGAGUACAUCCAACGUGCCAGGCGAAACGCGAUGAGGAGACGGGGUCUAGACCCCAGAGCGCUGAAGAGGGGUCAGGAGAAGAAGACCGGUGUGGAGACGAAGACACCAAGUGAGGCGGCCAAGGAGAAAUCCGACGAGGACAAGCCGAAGGAGAAGGAGAAGGACAAGCCGAAGGAGAAAAAGGGCAAGGGGGAAAAAUAGGGGUCUCAAAAUUAAUGGAACUGUUCUGCGGCUGCAUAUCUUGGCAUCUGCAGACUGCCCGUGGUCUUCAAUUCACCAGCCGUUGGUCGCACAUC